UUAUUCUAGGGGGAUUAGAGUAAAAGCGCGUGAUUUGUGCGCUUUUCCACCCAGAUAUGAUGCCGCUAUCUGGGGAAACUCGUCUCUGACUCGGACUGGUGACUCUUGAAGUCGUGAAGCAGCAACUCGCUUCUACUUGUUGAACUUUGGAGCUGCAGGAAGCGCUCGUGCUUUGGCUCAUUUUACGCAAAGUAUACGUCUGACAUUCCCAGUAAAACCACAUCAGUACGCGCUUCUCUACUAAAACAGCAUUUUUAAAAUAGUUUCUCCUGUUUUUAGAUGGCUGAGCUUUGCAGCGCCGGCCGGCGUUUCUUCACCUGCAGCGCGCUCCCUCCUCCCUUUCUUUAUUUUGCGCACACAGUGAUCCGUGUCCCGCUGGAGUUGAGUUGGCCUUCACGGGUCAGAUCGUCUUACAUGCUCGCAUUCCACAGAGGGGUGUAGAUUAAACUGGAACCAGGUGCUUUAUAUAACCGUGCCUAACUCAGUGCGCCUGCGCCUCCAGUGCGCCCUGCGCUCAGAAACAACUAAUCUAUAAUUAAUUCUAAUUAUUAUCAGCGCUCUGUCGUGUCCAGGUUCGGUUCAGGAGUCUCGUUCUAUACUUUUCCACUACCAGCGGCUUUUCCUUGGCAUGCGCCCUCUCUCGGGCUCCCCCUCCCACCCCGCGCCCACUCUUUAGUGUAUCCAGGCGCUUUGCGUCACUCCGCCUGCUCAGUUCAGCCGAUCUGUAGCGGAUCUGCUUACCCAGGAGGCUAUCAAGUGAUUUGUUCUAGACAUAAAUAUGUGUGGUGUUACACCAUGAGGUGGCUUUUAGAAGAUUCCUGAAACACAAGUUGAUAUUUCACUCCAGCAAGAAUACAAUAAUAAUAAUCAAAUAUUUGCAUUAAUGGAAGAAAGAACAGUACAGCUGUCACGGAAUUGCUCAGACAUGCCAAAUUUUUGUCCUCCCCUCUUAUUUUGCCCGGUUCUCUGACGCAAGCGCUCUGAGGCGCGGCUGUGACGCAGAGGGAGCGCAGCGGACGCUGAUUGGUGAGGAGGUCACCACCUUAGUGUCCCGCCCACCAGAAAGUGGGUAUCAGCAGCUCCUCCCUCCCGGUUUCUGCUUAUAAACCAGGAGCUGAAAGUAAAAGGUUAGAUUCUGGGCUUGAGCAGCUGAUGAGAGCUGCAGCUGAGCUCGCCAUGACGGUCAACACAGAAACAGAAAAGCCUGUCUUGACUUACUCUAAAACUAAAGGCCUUGUGGAAUUACUCACUGCUUUUAUGAAGCAGAGGAGGAUGGGUCUGAACGACUUCAUUCAGAGGCUCGCCACCAACUCCUACGCCUGCAAGCACCCUGAAGUUCAGUCUAUUCUGAACUUGAGUCCUCCUCAAGAAGCAGAGCUGAUGAAUGCAAACCCUUCUCCUCCUCCCAGUCCAUCCCAACAGAUCAACCUCGGCCCGUCUUCCAACCCCUCCGCCAAACCCAGCGACUUCCACUUCCUGAAAGUGAUUGGAAAAGGCAGCUUCGGCAAGGUGCUGCUCGCGCGUCACCGCUCCGACGACCAGUUUUACGCCGUCAAAGUGUUACAGAAAAAGGCCAUUCUGAAGAAGAAGGAGGAAAAGCACAUCAUGUCAGAGAGGAAUGUGCUCCUGAAAAAUGUCAAGCACCCGUUUUUGGUGGGCCUGCACUACUCGUUCCAGACAGCAGACAAACUCUAUUUUGUCUUGGACUACAUCAACGGGGGAGAGCUGUUCUACCACCUGCAGAGAGAGCGCUGCUUCCUGGAGCCCAGAGCCAGGUUUUACUCUGCAGAAAUCGCAAGUGCACUGGGAUACCUGCACUCCCUCAACAUCGUCUACAGAGACCUGAAGCCAGAGAACAUCCUGCUGGACUCACAGGGACACAUCAUUCUCACCGAUUUUGGGCUUUGUAAGGAGAAUAUCGAACCCAAUGGGACCACGUCAACUUUCUGCGGUACACCAGAGUAUUUAGCUCCUGAGGUGCUACACAAGCAGCCAUACGACAGGACAGUAGACUGGUGGUGCUUAGGAGCUGUUCUAUACGAGAUGCUCUAUGGUCUGCCUCCGUUCUACAGCCGCAACACAGCUGAGAUGUACGACAACAUACUGAACAAGCCUCUGCAGCUGAAACCCAACAUUUCCAAUGCAGCCAGGCACUUGCUGGAGGGCCUGCUGCAAAAAGACCGAACCAAGCGUCUGGGCUGCACAGAUGACUUUAUUGAAAUCAAGAACCACAUAUUCUUCUCACCUAUCAACUGGGAUGAACUCAAUGCAAAGAAGAUAACCCCUCCCUUUAACCCCAACGUGUCGGGACCCAACGACCUGCGGCACUUUGAUCCUGAGUUCACGGAUGAGCCGGUUCCCAGCUCUAUCGGCUGCUCCCCGGACUGUGCACUCACCACUGCAAGCAUCACAGAGGCAGCUGAGGCCUUCGUAGGCUUCUCUUACGCCCCAUCCAUGGACUCCUACCUAUAGGGCCUACACACAGGCACUUCAACGUGGACUCUAGUUUCUUCUCACUGUCCAUGGACUUGCAUCUUGACCCCUCAUCCCAUCAUUUCCCAUCAGAAUGAUGGCUUUUUUCCAAACCCUGCAAGAGAUGCUUCACCUACAUGCAUACUUACUGUUCCUCUCCCUCUGACUCUUGAAUGCAUUUUUAAAGACUUGCAUAGAGAGGAUGUUUACUGUAAUCAAUGACCUGUUGGGACCCUUGACUUGUUUUACCAACACAAGUCUUUAUCAGUCUUCAAUUCCCACCUUUUACCAUAUAAAGGAGGAGUUUUGCACAUGGCUCAGGCAGCACCCCAUCACCAGGUCACAAAGCACACACUAAAACUUCCAAAUCUCGUUUUCAUCCAUGUAGCGAACGAUUCCCCCUCUCACCCGCCAGCUGGGACCUACCUGCUGAGUCUGAAUGAGCAGCUUGGAGUUGACAUCCAUUUUUGGUGCUUUUUUUUUUUCUUGAAUUCUCUGUGGUUUUUGAAAAAGGGAGUCAGGAGAAGGUGAAUGUUACACAGACAGGGGGGGGGGGGGGGGUCAUUUCCCUCAAAGGUGCCUUUAUUAUUAUUUUCUCCUCUUUCCAUCAGAUCAUUAGGGUUUUUAACAUUAAAACUACAGCUUUGUCCACUUGGGGAAGUGAAAGUUAACGUGACGAUGUAGCACUAAAAACUCAAAUGAUGUUUCCUGUAUUUCAUUUGCACAUUAACGCUGAUGGAGAGAUGAAGAAAGAGCUGCUGCUGGGUGACCACAAGAGGCGCGUGUCCAAGUACUUGUGCGGUUUCGCUUGUCACCUGUGUCCCCCUUGUAAAGUCUUCCAAUUGCCUCACACUGACGUAACAACGGCCCACAGACGGGGCCGCCAAUGCUGAAUCCGAACAUUCCACUUUAAUAUUGCUGUAGUGCAGUUUGACGGUAUUUAAGUUCCAUGUAUAUUCGGAGUUACGUGUACUAGUUUUAAUGUAUAUUGUACAAGAAAAUGACUAAAGGUAUGCCUAAAAUAUGUAUAUGUAACAAUUUAUGUUUAAUGUACUGUAAAUUGUAAAAUUGUUUAUGUGACCAUGUUUGGUUUGCAAUAAAAGUUUAACUUUAUUACACGUUA
Messenger RNA from Nothobranchius furzeri (turquoise killifish), 3595 nucleotides. It is a transcript of the gene sgk1, whose product is annotated as serum/glucocorticoid regulated kinase 1. NCBI's taxonomy places the organism in Eukaryota, Metazoa, Chordata, Actinopteri, Cyprinodontiformes, Nothobranchiidae. Gene Ontology annotation, molecular function: ATP binding; protein serine/threonine kinase activity. Gene Ontology annotation, cellular component: nucleus; cytoplasm. Gene Ontology annotation, biological process: protein phosphorylation. The record is from RefSeq and is a predicted model, not a curated record.